Messenger RNA from Macadamia integrifolia, 384 nucleotides. Its product is annotated as cysteine proteinase inhibitor 1-like. The transcript has a single exon. The coding region runs from base 1 to 384 and encodes 127 amino acids. Lineage: Eukaryota; Viridiplantae; Streptophyta; Magnoliopsida; Proteales; Proteaceae. Gene Ontology annotation, molecular function: cysteine-type endopeptidase inhibitor activity. The record is from RefSeq and is a predicted model, not a curated record.
AUGGAGAAAGCCCAGUCAUCCAUUCUUCUGCUUGUUUUCUUUGUUUCUCUCUCAUGUCUUCUCUUUAAUGGAGCUUCUGCUGUUGUUACUAAGCCAACAACUACCGGCGGUGGCUGGCUUCCGUUUAAGAAUGUGACCGAUUCACAAAUUCGAAACGUUGGAAGUUUCGCAGUAAAUGAACAUAACAAGGAGGCAAAGGAUAAUCUCCAUUUUGUUGCUGUGAAGGCUGCUAUGUAUCAAGUUGUUAAGGGAAUAAACUAUAAGCUUGCUUUGACUGCGAAAGACCAUGGUGGUGUUGCUGGUCAUUAUGCGGCUGAAGUGUACAUUUACAAACAUGGCCGGAAUAGUGUUAAGAAGCUCAUUGCCUUCAGUAAAUUUCAUUGA